Kogia breviceps (pygmy sperm whale) is the source of this 1032-nucleotide messenger RNA. The record is from RefSeq and is a predicted model, not a curated record. NCBI's taxonomy places the organism in Eukaryota, Metazoa, Chordata, Mammalia, Artiodactyla, Physeteridae.
AUGUGGCUGCUGGUGCCCAGUCCUGGGGUUCUCAGUGGUGGUUCAGGAAUGGCCCUGGGACACAGGAUGGGAGCAGAGGUGGCUCACAACCACUCCUGGAGUUCAGAUGAUGGAAAAUUGUCCUUUGAAGAAUUCAAAGCAUAUUUUGCAGAUGGUGUUCUGAGUGGAGAAGAGUUACGUGAGCUCUUCCAUAGCAUUGAUAUACAUAAUACCAACAAUCUUGACACAGAAGAACUAUGUGAAUAUUUUUCUCAGCAUUUGGGCGAGUAUGAGAAUGUACUAACAGCACUCGAAGACUUAAAUCUUUCCAUCCUGAAGGCAAUGGGAAAAACAAAAAAAGACUACCAAGAGGCCUCCAAUUUGGAACAAUUUGUAACUCGAUUUUUACUGAAAGAGACCUUGAAUCAACUGCAGUCUCUCCAGAACUCUCUGGAAUGUGCUAUGGAAAUUACUGAAGAGCAAACUCGUCAAGAAAGACAAGGGCCAACCAAACCAGAAGUCCUGUCGAUUCAAUGGCCUGGAAAACGAUCAAGUCGUCGAGUCCAGAGACACAACAGUUUCUCCCCCAACAAUCCUCAGUUUAAUGUCUAUGGUGCAGGCUUAUUAGAAGAUAACCAGUGGAUGACCCAGAUAAACAGACUCCAGAAAUUAAUUGAUAGACUGGAAAAGAAGGAUCUUAAACUUGAACCUCUAGAAGAAGUUAUUGAAGGGAAUACUAAACCUCACAUCAUGCUUGUGCAGCGUCAGAUGUCUGUGAUAGAAGAGGACUUGGAAGAAUUCCAACUCGCUCUGAAACACUAUGUGGAGAGCGCUUCCUCUCAAAGUGGUUGCUUGCGUAUUUCUAUACAGAAGCUUUCAAAUGAAUCUCACUACACAAUUUACGAGUUCUGGGAGAAUAGUAGUGUGUGGAAUAGCCACCGUCAGACGAAUUAUAGCAAGACCUUCCAAAGAAGUAACGUGGAUUUCUUGGAAACUCCAGAACUCACAUCUACUAUGCUAGUUCCUGCUUCAUGGUGGAUCCUGAACAACUAG